Sparassis crispa is the source of this 2166-nucleotide messenger RNA. RefSeq lists its product as hypothetical. The record is from RefSeq and is a predicted model, not a curated record. The transcript is spliced from 9 exons. Lineage: Eukaryota; Fungi; Basidiomycota; Agaricomycetes; Polyporales; Sparassidaceae. The coding region runs from base 1 to 2166 and encodes 721 amino acids.
AUGGGACGAAAGAGCUGGGCGACAAUGCAACAACAAGAACAUUUGAAGUCAAACAUUCCUACCUUCCUUGCGGCUCAACAAGCGGGCAACCACUCAUUAUUCUGGUCCAGUUUUCUCGACGACUGGUUCCAGAAGUGGCCCAUCACUCUCGCGAGCGACGGCAUCGAUGUCCAGGCUACGGCGGAACAAAAGAAGUCAAUGACAGUGAGGUUGAAAGAAUGGUUCCAAAAUCACACGCGUGCUUCCACGUUCAGCAACGGGCGUUCAGUUGUGUUGUCUCUCAAGGGGAAGGUCAAAUGCAAGGCGGCCCCAUGGCAAGCCUACAUGAAGACAUACUGGCCCGAACUCAAGCCCCAAUGGGAAUUAGAGUUCGAGACUUACUGUGCAGAUCAACUGCCAUCCGGUACUGUGGUCACGAAGUCCAUCAGGAUGAAGCAUCAGUCGGCCUUUGUCAUCUCCAUGUAUGAGGGCAUCAAGGACACCAAUGCUGUCAAGAAAGCGGUUGAGGCGUGUGACGGGGAGUUUGAGGACGACGAUUUCGAGGGCGGCGACUCACAGCCCGCGCAUUUCCAAAGGAAUAUCGACUCCCUUCAUCACACGAUCCAAGUCGCUCUCGAGGAGAUUCAACGGCAGACCGGUUGGGUUGGGAUAAUCCUGGUUGGAGGUCCAGAGCCGAAACGCGGAGGCACAAACAUAUACUAUCGCUUCGGGACUCAGACCGCCCAUCUGAAGAGCACGUUUCUGCAAUACCACCCAGACUUUGAAGAGCAGGUCGCGCAACCAUUCGCUCAGUAUCUCCAAGCUUCCUUCCCCGCCGACGUUUGCGCCGAAAUGGGUUUACCUAUUGUCCCGCCUUUGACGAGUGCCGCUAUGCCAAUCGGCACAGAUGGCACAUCUUUCGUUGUGUCCUCCACGGCUGUAGGCUCGGCAACAGCAACCUCGGCAUCAGCGUCCGCAUCCUUAGAUGCUGACGGCGCCCAUGCACACAUUUCUGCAUCCUCCGGUAUGGGCAUCGCAUCUUCAACGCCAACACCUCCCUCCGCAAUGGUGCAAGUCACCAUCGAUUCCAGCACACCGCUCUCACCGAAUAUCCAUGCGAGCGCCUCCGUCAAUGCGACUAACACAUCCACAACGGCAUCUGCCAUCAUGAACAUCACAUCGCCUCUCAACUCGCAUGCUGCGAGUUCACCGGACACCUUACUCGCUCGCUCACCGGCACUCGCACUGCUCGGUGACCUCACUCUGCCCACAGCGAAGCCGAAGAGGACUGGCAAGAAGGUCGCCAAGGGCGUCCUGGCAACUCGCAAGUCGGACCGACUCUCCAGUGGUCAAGACCCUUCGAACGAUGCUGGGGACUCCUUAGAUGCACAGAUUGAAGCUGCGGACCCUUUGCCUGUCGUCGCACCUGCUGCUGUUGCACCCGUGCCCGAGGUGAAUAUCAUUCCGAUUGUCGCACCUGCGCCGGACGUCAUCGACUCUCCCGCUCCUGUCAUGCAACCUUCACCUAUCCCUGAUGUCGCCGCCCGUCCUGCACCUAUUCUCGAUGUGGUUCCACCCCCUCAUUCAAUGGCACCCACGCCCGAUGUUGUCGAUCCUCCUACUGUCAUCGCACGUAUCUCUCAGGCCAUUCCCACUCUAGCUGCUUCCUCCAUCAUCGAGCCAGUUGUUGAGGAAGUCACCGCCGCCACUCCUGCGCUUGGUCGUGCGGCUGAGGCUGCAGUCAUCUUCCCGUCAUCCUUAUCGGACGAUGCACUCCCGGCGUGGUUGCAGAAGGCUUUGCAGGCAGUCCGCAUUUUCGAACGUGUGCCCGAUAGCUGGGUAGGCCUCCUUGAAGCCUUUGUCACCUUCGAGUCGCAGUCGGGCUAUCCAACAAAAAGGACUCGCUACUCUAAGGAGAUAUACGAUGCACGCCCCAGCGCAGUCAGUGCCUGGAUGGCUUAUGGGUGCGCUUGGGGCUCUCUGUUGCAAGCCGGUGAUAACGAUUUCUUCCUGGUCGUCAUGUAUCUUUGGUGGUGGGGUAGCACAUUGGAAGUCGAUGACGAGAAUGAGCAGCACCUGUUUGGGGAAUACAUCGAGGACGUGCACUGGGUGCUGGAGGCAAUGACCAGCGAUCUACGCCUGUCAUCAUCUGCCAAGUUAGCCAAUAAUAUUAUGUUUUUGCACUGA